CAAUAGUCAACGAAGAAAUUUUUGCAGACCGGUCUUGCAGAAAUAUUUUUUUUCCACAUACGGCUGCAAAUUAUUUUUUUGACACCAAAAUGUUUCAAAAAUCGAAGCCAGUGCACAUGAAGGGGAGUGCUUCCCUGCUCUACAACAACCUGACGGUCUUAUCGAGUCCGGAGAAGAAUAUGACGGCCUACGCGGUGGUUCACAAAUCGGUAGUUUGUAUGGCGAGUUGUGCCAGCGACACGUCGAAUGUGAGCCACAAGCAAGUCGCAUGUAAAGACCCGUCACCAAAUCCGCAAAGCACGGUCAUUCUACAGGCCAAGUUUUGUCAGCUACCAAACCGGACAUUGCUUGUUCUUUGCUACCAAAGAGGAAUUCAGAUGUUUGAGCCAGAUGGUUCAGCCCUGGUGUUCUGGCAUGCAAUAAGUCACAUUGACCCAAGCUCAGGCAUGGCAUUUGCAAGAGGAAUUGCGGCAUUGCAUGAAAACUACAUCGCUGUCGGUAUAUCCUCGGGCCAAAUUCUUAUCUUCAAUAUCCCCUCGAGAGGGACAAACGUGAUGUUUUCGGAGAGCCUUAGCGGUCAUUCUUAUCCCAUCAGUGCCAUUGCCGGUGACGGGUCAAUCAUGGCUUCAGCCGAUGACUCUGGAUGCAUUAUGGUCUGGCAGGCCGGACAAAAAAUCAAUCGGGUUUGUCGGAUCAACGGUGGAGGAGUAUCAUGUUCGUCAGUCUGUUUAUUUGAUGGCUUGGUGAUUGGUGGUUAUGGUAGCGGACACAUCAGAGUCUUUGAUGCCAUGAAAGGAGUGUUAGUCUCUGAGAUAUGCGCUCACGCUAAGUGGAUUCACUCUAUUGACAUAGCACCUACUGCUGGACUGCUGUUGUCGACAUCAGAAGAUACAUUUGUUAGGGUGUGGUCAAUUGCAAAAGAUGGCGACGUCACACAGAUUCAGUUGAUGUUUGCUGAGACUGUUUCUGAUACUCAGCUGACGGGAGCUCAGUUUACAAACAAGAGCGGACGAAAUUUCAUUCUCUCGGGCUACGACCUGAAUGAAGUUGUGUGUUAUAACCAAAAGUAGUAAUAGGGACCAUGGAAAGAUGUUCGGGGGACCAUGUAAGCUAUUGACCAGUUCUUUCAGGUUGUGGGAAAGUUUUUUUUUUCAUGUGUUAUUCAAUUCAAACUCAAACAGGAUUGUCAAGUGCUAUGUUUUUUCUGUGCUAAUGUAGUCCACCGCAGUGUAGUGACUUUAAAGGCAGUAGACACAUUUGGUAAUUGUCAAAGACCUGCAGCUGAUUUCACAAACUCUAGGAUUAAUCCUAUCUCAAGUUAGGACGGGUAACCCGUCCUGAUUUAGGAUGGGUUCAAUGUGUCCUAUACAGAACUUCACUCAAUCUUAGUCUUAAGAUUAAUCCUAAGUUAGGAAGAGUUUGGUGAAAUUGAGGGCAGUAUUCUCACUUGGUGUAACUCAAC
Messenger RNA from Asterias rubens (European starfish), 1462 nucleotides. Its product is annotated as WD repeat-containing protein 54-like. NCBI's taxonomy places the organism in Eukaryota, Metazoa, Echinodermata, Asteroidea, Forcipulatida, Asteriidae. The record is from RefSeq and is a predicted model, not a curated record. Gene Ontology annotation, molecular function: protein binding. Gene Ontology annotation, cellular component: Cdc73/Paf1 complex. The transcript has 8 exons. The coding region runs from base 90 to 1070 and encodes 326 amino acids.